Messenger RNA from Harmonia axyridis, 1456 nucleotides. RefSeq lists its product as uncharacterized. Lineage: Eukaryota; Metazoa; Arthropoda; Insecta; Coleoptera; Coccinellidae. The transcript has 5 exons. Bases 33 to 842 code for a protein of 269 amino acids. The record is from RefSeq and is a predicted model, not a curated record.
UAUGUGCUCUAUUUCAUGAAGUCGAGUCGACAAUGUCGAGUUUUCGUAGUUUGUUCGGAAAAAAGUAUUCAUUAAUAGCAAUGGUUCAUGUUGAUUCUUUACCAGGAACACCACGACAUCGAUUAUCCAUACAAAAACUAGUAGAGAAGGCUUGCAAAGAAACUGAGGUUUAUAUCCGCAAUGGCGUUGAUGGAAUUCUCAUCGAGAACAUGCACGAUGUCCCAUAUAUUCAAAGAAAGGAUUUCCAACCGGAGACAGUAGCAUGUUUGAGCCGCGUUUGCACGGAAAUAAAGAAAAUCAUUCCACAUAAUUUACCUUGUGGUAUACAAGUUUUAGCGGGAGGAAAUAAAGAAGCCCUCGCCAUUGCAAAAGCAUGUUCGAUGAAUUUUAUCAGAGCAGAAGGCUUUGUAUUUGGUCAUAUAGCCGAUGAGGGAUACAUUGAUGCAAAUGCAGGGGAAGUUAUGAGGUAUAGAAAAUAUAUUGAGGCUGAAGAUGUCCAAGUAUUCACCGAUAUUAAAAAGAAGCAUAGUUCACAUGCUGUAACUGCUGACGUUUCCCUUGUCGAAACAGCUAAAGCAGCUGAAUUUUUUCUUUCCGAUGGGGUAAUUUUGACAGGCUCCUCAACUGGAUCCCCAGCUGAUACAAAUGAUUUACAAGAAUUAAGACGGCACCUCAACUUACCCAUUUUAGUAGGAUCUGGAGUGACUGCUACUAAUUUGAAAUCUUAUAAAGAAGCCGAUGCUUUUAUAGUUGGUUCUCAUUUUAAGAGAGAUGGUAUAUGGUACAAUGAAUUACAUGAGGAGAGAAUAAAGAGGUUCAUGGAGGAAUCUUCGAAAUUGUGAAAGUUUUUCAGGUUGGAAUGAUUCAAAUAUAGCGACCAGAAGGGGAUACCGAAAAUUUUAUUCAAAUUCCAAGAAAUUUAUCGUAUCUAAUUCACAUUUUUGCAUUUAAGACAACGACAAUACUCCUUCUAGAACUCAAUGUUAAUAUGAGAUAAUAGAGCAGUAUCAGCUGAUUCUACAAAAUAGCUGCUAAGGGUACAUACGAUCCUUUACAAGACUGGAAUAGGCUUCUGAUCAGUGUAACUAGACUAAUUAAUAUGCUGUGCUUAGCUUCAUUUGAACCCAAAGCAGCAGAUCGCCAGCAUAUGCUAAAUUGAUUUUCAUUCUCAAAAAUGCCAACCAAUGUUAUCCAAUAAAAAAAUUGAGAGCUAACCAAAAUAGAGUAGUAUAUCAGUCUUCUGUUAUAUAUUCAAGGCUAGACUGCGACAAUUCUUUCUAAUCAAAAUACCCAAAAUUAUUAAAGUCAUAAAGUACUAUACAUAAAUACAGAGCAAUUAGCCAAUUGAAUCAAAAAAACCUUUGUUCUUAAUUAGUAAAAGUAUUAUAGAAUUAUAUUGAAAUUCAAAUCUGAAUACUUAUCAGAAAGUGAGCUAAUAAAAAAAUCUUUUUCUUUC